Carassius gibelio (silver crucian carp) is the source of this 4356-nucleotide messenger RNA. RefSeq names its product tripartite motif containing 35-29 (gene trim35-29). Bases 242 to 1660 code for a protein of 472 amino acids. NCBI's taxonomy places the organism in Eukaryota, Metazoa, Chordata, Actinopteri, Cypriniformes, Cyprinidae. The record is from RefSeq and is a predicted model, not a curated record. Gene Ontology annotation, molecular function: protein binding; zinc ion binding. The transcript has 6 exons.
CGCAUGGUCUGUUCCGCCCUUUAGAACGGCCAAGAUGCGAUCCAUUUUAUUUUUCUCAGCGGUGCACAGACUGAACAUUUCUUAGACAAAUAAAAACAAAAAUAAAAAAGGAUUUUUGAAGCGCGAAUUUCUAAGGACAGACAGCAAGACCACAGAUUCUGAUGUUUUUGGGGGUUUUUUAAACCGAAGAAGAGAAAGUGAAACAAAGAUCAAGAUCAUUGGUUUUAUUCAAAAGCUGAGAAUGGCUUCUGUGAAGAUAGUAUCUGUAGAAGAUCUUAAUUGUCCAGUGUGCUUUGACAUCUUUAAGACUCCUGUUCUUCUGUCAUGUAGUCACAGUAUCUGUAAAGAGUGUCUUCAAAAGUUCUGGAGAGACAGGGAUAUUCAGGACUGUCCCAUCUGCAGGAGAAGAUCCUCAAGAGACGAGCCUCCAUGUAAUCUGGUGUUAAAGAACUUAUGCGAGUCAUUCACAGCAGAAAGUGCUUCGGGGUCUGAGGAGGUCUGCAAUGUCCACAAUGAGAAAUUCAAACUCUUCUGCUUGGAUCAUAAACAGCUUGUGUGUAUUGUGUGCAGAGACUCAGAAAAACACUCUAAUCACAAAUUCAGCCCAGUCAAUGAGGCUGUUCCAGCUUACAAAGAGCAGCUUAAUACAGCGCUGAAGUCCUUACAAGAGAAGCUUGAACAUGCAGAGAAAAAUAAAGGCGAGUGUGAUACAACAGUCCGGCACAUCAAGACUCAAGCUGAGCUCACAGAACGGCAGAUUAGAGAGGAGUUUAUGAAGCUUCAUCAGUUUCUGCAAGAUGAAGAAGAAGCUUCAAUCACUGCACUGAGGAAGGAGGAAGAGCAGAAGAGUCAGACGAUGAAGGAGAAGCUUGAGGAUAUGAACAGACAGAUCUCAGCUCUAUCAGACACAAUAAAAGACAUAGAGGAGAAGAUGAAUCGAAGUGACGUCUCAUUUCUACACAGCUUUAAUGCCACAAUGGAAAGAGCCCAAAGUUCACAGCAAGAUCCACAGAUGCUUUCUGGAGCUUUGAUUAAUGUGGCAGAUCAUCUGAGAAACCUGACCUUCAGAGUCUGGAAGAAGAUGCAGCAACUUGUUCAAAACUCUCCUGUGACUCUGGACCCAAACACUGCUAAUACUUAUCUGAUCCUCUCUGAUGAUCUGACCAGUCUGACAAGCAGUGAAAAGUGGCAACAAGUUCCGGAUAAUCCAGAGAGAUUCGAUGAAUAUUCCUGUGUUCUGGGUUCAGAGGGCUUUGACUCAGGAACACACUUCUGGGACGUGGAGGUUGGAGACAAUUCAGAGUGGGUUAUUGGAGUAACCACAGAAUCGAACCAAAGGAAAGGAGACGUUUUCUUCAAAACCAAUGUCUGGUGCAUGUGGUAUGAAGAUGGUAAAUAUUUCUCACAAUCCCCACAGAAACCAAACAGACCAGUUCCAGUUAAAGAAAAGCUUCAGAGGGUGAGAGUGGAGCUGGACUGGGACAGAGGAAAACUCUCAUUCUGUGAUCUUGUAAAUAAUACACUUCUACGCACAAUAACAACCUCCUUCAAAGAGAGAGUCUUUCCAUUGUUUUAUUCUUUUGAUGGAUCUGUCCCUCUGAAGAUAUUACCAGCUACAGUAGUUGUAACAACAGAAAAACAGUUUUGUAUGACGCGCUAGUAACAUUACAUCUGCCUUAAUAUUAAAGAUCAAUAUAAUCGUUUUUGAGCCCAAUAUCAUUCGGCCUUUAACUGAAUUAGCUCAAAGUACUCAUACUCAAAGGAAUCUAAUUCUUUAGCUAUAUGUAAUCUUUCACUCAGUUAUAAUACUGAUUAUUGUAUGUUAAUAGCAUCUCCAGAGCCUUCCUUUUAACAAGUCUGUCUUCAGCUCUGUCCUCAUCUUCAGGACACUAAUGCAAGCAAGUGUCAUUUGGUCAGUACUUGUCUUUUGAAUAUCUAGGGAUUGUGCUGAAAGGUGCUCCAAGCAUUCUGUUUAUCAUUUUUUACAGGCCUCCAAAAUACUCUCCAGCCUUUGUUGAAGAGGUCACAGAAAUAUUAUCAAUGAUGUCCUCAGAGUUUGACUCUUUUGCUAUUGCAAGGGAUUUUAAUAUUCAAAUAGAUAAUGCAAAAACAAAACUACAAAAUAAAUUAUAAUGGUUCUAAACACUUUUGACCUGAUUCAGCAUGUUUCAUGGACCCACACACAAAGGUGGACACACUCUAGAUUUAAUCUUCAGUAGGGGUCUAAACAUUUCAUCCAUUGUUAUUAAGGACAUAGCACUAUCUUAUCACUUCUGUACUUUAUUUGAUAUAUUGAUCUCUGCUACCACUGAAUCUAGAUCUGUCUCUGUCAGAAGGAGAUGCAUAAACAAGAACACAAGUGUACUAUUUAUGGAGGCUAUAUCUUUAACACCAAGCAUUUCUGGAGACUCUUGAUAUUCUCCUUGAUUCCUUUAACUCAAAAGUUAAGAAUGUUAUUGAUGAUAUAGCUCCAACAAACAGACAGAAAUCAGUUUGGAGAAGGUCAACAGCAGUUCAAACUAUGAAAAGACAAUGCAGAAAAGCCAAGCGGAUGUGGCGGAAGAUGAAACUUGAAAUUCACUAUAGCAUUUAUAAAGACAGCCUUCAUGCUUUUAAUGUCACAGGUAGACAGAAUUUCUUCUCAGACCUUAUAAACAAUAACUUAAACAACACUCAUUCUCUUUUUUGCCACUGUUGAGCAAUGCAGAGGUCAGACAGAUGAAGUGGUGAAUGCCUCACUUCUACUUAUUAAGAUAAUAAAUGAUACUCGCUUAAAUUCUGAUUCUGGUAAAAUAUCAGUGCUGGUAUAACUAGAUCUCAGUGAUGCGUUUGACACAUUAGAUUAUAACAUACUUCUACAGAGACUGGAAAACUGGGUCGGGCUUUCUGGGACAGUAGUCAAAUGGUUCAGGUCAUACUUGGAAGAGUUUAUUAUCUGAGUAUAGGAGAGCAGAAGUCUAAGUGGAUGUCCAUGACAUGCGGAGUCCCACAAGGCUCAAUUCUUCCACCGCUCUUGUUUAGCCUGUAUGUGCACCCACUUAGUCAGAUAAUUUACCUAGCCUUAUCUCCAAAUGACUACAGCCCCAUUGACUUCCUCUGCCAAUGUAUUGGUGAAAUUAAUAGUUGGAUGUGCCAGAACUUUCUUCAGUUAAACAAGGAAAAAACUGAAGUUAUUGCAUUUUUUUUUAAACAAAGAUGACGUUUUCAAGGUAAAAGCAUACCUUGACUCUAGGAGUCAAACAACUAAAAAUCAAGUCAGAAAUCUUGGUGUGAUUCUGGAAACAGACCUUAGUUUCAGUAGUCAUGUCAAAGCAGUAACUAAAUCAGAAUACAAUCAUCUAAAAAACAUUGCAAGAAUUAGAUGUUUUAUUUCCAGUCAAGACUUGGAGAAACUUGUUCUUGCCUUUAUCACCAGCAGGGUGGACUAUUGUAAUGGGCUCCUCACGGGACUUCCCAAAAAGAACAUUAGAAAGCUGCAGCUCAUCCAGAACGCUGCUGCUAGGAUUCUGACUAGACCAAGAAAAUCUGAGCAUAUCACACCAGUCCUCAGGUCCUUACACUGGCUCCCAGUUACAUUUAGGAUUGAUUUUAAAGUACUUUUACUCGCCUAUAAAUCACUCAAUGACCCAGGACCAAAAUAUAUUGCAGAUAUGUUCACUGAAUAUAAACCUAACAGACCACUCAGAUCAUUAGGAUCGACUGAGUUAUAAAUACCAAGGGUUCACACAAAACAAGGGGAGUCUGCCUUUAGUUACUAUGCUGACGGCAGUUGGAAUCAGUUUCCAGAAGAGAUCAGAUGUGCUAAAACAUUUACUCAUCUGUUAAGCUGUGCAUUUAUUGAAUGAGCACUGUGCAAUGUCCGCACCGAUUGCACUGUAUUUUAUGUAAAAUCAUUUUCUAUUUGUAACUGUUUUAAAUUAAUUUUAAAUAAGUCAAUUUUUAAAUCAUUUCCAAAGUUUAAAAAUUGCUUGUUUUUACUUUUGUAUUAUUUUUCUUCAUGACUAUUUUACUUAGUUUAUGUUAAGCACUUUGAAUUAACAUUGUGUACGAAAUGUGCUAUAUAAAUAAACUUGCCUUGCUUACAUACCUUUUGUCACUUUUGCCUGUGAUGGUUUUUCAGUCUUAUCCUACCAUUCUAACAGUUGUUAAGGAUUUGAUCACGCCAGUGGUGAGAUGACUCUCAGACAUUACUGAAGUACUGAAGCCAUUUAAAUUAUAUUCUUAUUUUAAUAAGACCAGGCCUGGUGAAAUCAUAUGAUAAGGCAAACUUCUCUGUUGUUUGACUGUAAUGUUUAUGUUUGGGCUUGGAGAUUAGAGACAUCAUGUAAGGCAUAAUAUACUUAAGAACAAAUGAAG